GAUCCCCUCUUUCCUUUCCCCCUUUUAUUGCCUGCCUUCUAGCUCCAUCCUUCCCCGCUGUUCUACUCCCCCUCUCCAGAUUCUUUGGGUUGUUGUCGCAUAGGUUAGGCUGCCUUCGAUUAAUUAGAGGCUCCUUCCCCCUGCGCGUGCUCCUAUCCUAUCGUUGUGUAGGUUUAGUUCUCUCCUAAUGGCAACGAGGGGGCAGAUUGGGUCCCGAUGGGUUCUUCUUGUGAACUCAGUGGAGGCUAUGAUCCAAGGAUUGGUACCUUAAGUUUGCUUUUUGCUUUUCCAGAUAAUCCUAAAAGGAAGUCUUAUCAAAUUGAUUUUCACCAAAGAUUCAAAUCUGCUGAGUAACGUGACUGCUGAUUCAGAAGAAUAUAUACGUGUUUGUUCUUUACACAAUCAUCUCGGAAUCACAAGGUGGAGUAGGUUUCUCCUAUUUUACGGGCAAGAAUCUUACUUUGGUGCAUCUUCUUGGAUGAGAUCUAGGUAGGGGUUGAAUUGGGCGAAAUAUGGUUCACACCAGUUUCUGAUUAGUAAGUCGAUUGCAGAAGGAAAGGGAUGCUGUUCGUGAGGCCGGUUAUGGUCUGCAUAGGAAGCCUGAUAUUCAAGCUGGCAAAGGGGUUCUAAGUUCCUUUAAGGAGUUUCAAUAGCAUAGGUUUGAAGAGGAUCGGCAAAGAUGAGAAUAUGAUUAGGAGUAUAUGUAGGUGAUUGAGGGGCUUUUUGCUUGUCUAGAGAAGGCCCAUACCCCUCUUGUUUGUUCUUCUUUAAGAAUAAGUAGGGCAACAACUU
Rubroshorea leprosula is the source of this 792-nucleotide messenger RNA. NCBI's taxonomy places the organism in Eukaryota, Viridiplantae, Streptophyta, Magnoliopsida, Malvales, Dipterocarpaceae. The record is from the annotation of a GenBank genome assembly.